This is a messenger RNA of Physcomitrium patens, 1663 nucleotides long. Its product is annotated as elongation factor 1-alpha. The record is from RefSeq and is a predicted model, not a curated record. Gene Ontology annotation, biological process: translational elongation. NCBI's taxonomy places the organism in Eukaryota, Viridiplantae, Streptophyta, Bryopsida, Funariales, Funariaceae. Gene Ontology annotation, molecular function: translation elongation factor activity; GTP binding; GTPase activity.
AGAUAAGAAAUCUGACGGUGGGCCUGUAAGAACCAUUCCUUCAAGUAGCAGAAUCGCACCUGAGCUUGCCCCUUUCGACCUGAGAGCUCUCGUGCGAGAGCCUGCACCGCCGCUGACGCUGUGUGCAUUUCCGACUUCGAUUAAUCGUUUCAUUUUGAGUUAGUUCAAGAUGGGUAAGGAGAAGGUCCACAUCAACAUCGUGGUCAUCGGCCAUGUCGACUCCGGCAAGUCGACGACCACUGGGCACCUUAUCUACAAGUUGGGAGGUAUCGACAAGCGUGUGAUCGAGCGUUUCGAGAAGGAGGCGGCGGAGAUGAACAAGCGUUCGUUCAAGUACGCGUGGGUGCUGGACAAGCUGAAGGCAGAGCGCGAGCGUGGUAUCACGAUCGAUAUCGCGUUGUGGAAGUUCGAGACCGUGAAGUACUACUGCACUGUUAUCGACGCGCCCGGACAUCGCGAUUUCAUCAAGAACAUGAUCACGGGAACGUCGCAGGCGGACUGUGCCGUGCUGAUCAUCGACUCGACGACGGGAGGGUUCGAGGCCGGUAUCUCGAAGGAUGGGCAGACGCGUGAACACGCACUGCUGGCGUUCACUUUGGGAGUGAAGCAGAUGAUUUGCUGCUGCAACAAGAUGGACGCGACGACCCCGAAGUACAGCAAGGCCCGAUUUGAGGAGAUCAGCAAGGAGGUGUCGGCGUACCUGAAGAAGGUGGGGUACAACCCGGACAAGAUUCCGUUCGUGCCGAUCUCAGGGUUCGAGGGUGACAACAUGAUCGAGAGGUCGACGAACCUGGACUGGUACAAGGGUCCGACUCUGUUGGAGGCGUUGGACAACGUGUCGGAGCCGAAGAGGCCAUCUGACAAGCCUCUGAGGCUGCCGCUUCAGGACGUGUACAAGAUUGGAGGCAUUGGAACUGUGCCAGUGGGACGGGUGGAGACGGGAAUCAUCAGGCCGGGCAUGUUGGUGUGCUUCGCACCGACGGGACUGACGACUGAGGUGAAGUCUGUGGAGAUGCACCACGAGUCGAUGCCCGAGGCACACCCGGGUGACAACGUUGGGUUCAACGUGAAGAAUGUGGCGGUGAAGGACCUGAAGAGAGGGUACGUGGCCUCAGACUCGAAGAAUGACCCUGCAAAGGAGGCAGCAAACUUUACGGCGCAGGUUAUCAUCAUGAACCACCCGGGACAGAUCGGUAACGGUUAUGCGCCAGUGCUGGAUUGCCACACGUCGCACAUUGCGGUGAAGUUUGCGGAGAUCUUGACGAAGGUGGACAGGCGAUCGGGUAAGGAGCUGGAGAAGGAGCCGAAGUUUUUGAAGAACGGAGACGCAGGGUUCGUGAAGAUGAUUCCGACGAAGCCGAUGACGGUGGAGACGUUCGCGGAGUACCCACCAUUGGGACGGUUCGCGGUGCGGGACAUGAGGCAGACGGUGGCUGUGGGUGUCAUCAAGGCUGUGGAGAAGAAGGAGCCAACUGGUGCCAAGGUGACCAAGGCCGCCGCCAAGAAGAAGUGAGGGGUUGGGUUUUAGUCGGUGACAUAAUUUAUUUGUUCGAUGCCGCCUCUGGCGUCGGCACUUCUCGAGCUUGUUUAUGCCGUUUUCUUUGGGUGGAAUGGCAGCGCUGUUAAUUGGUUAUCUGCACUGCACUGCGUCUCGUUUUUUGUA